CCUCAUCACUAACUUUGAAUCUAUCUUACUUUAAAAUCCAAAAAACUUGUUACAAAUAAAUAAAUAGAGUGCAUUACAACAAAAAAUAAAAUUAAGAGUGAAGAAACAAAAUCAAAAACAAAAGUUGAAGCACAAAAAAUAUCAAGUCAUGGGUUCCUUAAUGUCUGGAUGGGAUUCCCCGGUUCAAGAUCAAAAAUAUGUAAAAUUGAUGAGAAACAAGUCACUAACGAAAGAGGGCAUUGAAGAUUAUUGGAAACUCAGGAAGAAAACAGAGGAAGAACAUCUUAAAGCUGUUUCUCCUAGAGUUCAGGAUAUAAUUAAUGAAGAAUCUGCUCCAAAUGAGCUUAAAAGAUCGACUUCGUUGCCAAUGAUUGAUAGAAAGAGUAGUAAAAUCAUUGUAGGCAAGGAAUCUGAUGCCGAUCUUGAACAUCUUAAUGGCUGGUGGACAAGAAGCAAUUGGGCAUUCCUUAACGAGCCGCCGGUAAUAGAAGGAGAAGUUCCCAAGUACAAGUAUGCCGCACAGUAUCAUGUUGCUAGGUUAGGAUCAACUAAUCCAGAUACAAGAAUCAGUAGCAUGUGAUUAUACUUUUAAGUACGAGGUUUUUGAUACAAGUGCUGUUUAUGUUGUAAAAGUCCUUUGUAUGAUAAUCCAAGUUGUUGGAGAGUCUAUUAGAUCCUAAUCAAUGUACUAGGCCUAAGGGUGUUAUGAAAAUGUUGUCAUCACACUAUAGUUAUGAAUUUAUGAUACAUGACUAUAUGUGUAUGAUUAGUGGUCGGUGUGUAACAAAGAUGUAUUUUUGUUUAGAGUAAUUUAAGCGUCUAUUAUGUGUCUGUAAAUGUCUAAUAUAUACUUUUACUGCGUAUUAAUUAGUUCUAUUAAUAUACAAGUACGAGUAUGCCUUAUUA
Molecule: messenger RNA, 906 nt
Organism: Chenopodium quinoa (quinoa)
Lineage: Eukaryota; Viridiplantae; Streptophyta; Magnoliopsida; Caryophyllales; Amaranthaceae
Exons: 4
Coding region: 149-580 (143 amino acids)
Source: RefSeq, a predicted model, not a curated record